AUGUCGUCGAUCAAGGAACCAGCCGCAACGUCCAGCCAACCAGCCGACAUGAGCGACGGCAGCGACAAGGCGCAGGACAUCCUAGCGACUGCCUCCAGCGGGAACAAUACCGACGUCGAAGAUGCCGAAGAGGCCCGAAGACGAGCUCUCGCGGCCUUGACUCCCGAGGAGGAAAAGAGUCUCUUGCGGCGUAUCGACUGGCACUUGAUGCCACUCUGCUCUCUGAUUUUCAUGUUCAAGAAUCUCGAUGUCUCAAACGCGCGUAUUAUGAAUCGCGGCACAAGUCAAAAUAUCAUGACCCAGUUGGCCAUGACGGCAGAUGACUACAACUUGGUAACAGUCAUGUACUAUAUCCCCUAUAUCAUUGGCGAGGCACCAUCGAACCUGCUUCUCAAACGAUUCUCGCCCUCCAAGUGGCAAUCUCGAAUCAUGAUCACAUGGGGCAUUGUUUUGGCAUGCCACUGUGCUGUCACCAACAAGAGUGGUCUAUAUGCUGCUCGAUUCUUUCUAGGUUUGGCCGAGGCUGGUCAAUUUCCUGGUGUUAUCUUGCAAAUGUGCUACUGGUAUCGACCAGAUGAAAUGUCUCUUCGACUUCUUUAUUUCUACAUUUGUGGCAAUCUAUCUGGGAUAUUCAGUGGAAUCCUCGCAUAUGCUUUUGACCUUGCGUCCGGAAGAGGUGGUCUCUCUGGCUGGCAAUGGCUCAUGCUCGUCGAGGCAAUCGCGACUAUAAUCCUCGGCUCGGCCAUUUGGUUUCUGCUGCCGGAUUUCCCCGAGACUGCAUCUUGGUUGUCCGAAAAGGAAAAGGCCUUCAUCCAGGCUCGCUUACCUCCCAACGCUCCACGAGCCAAGGAACAGCACUUCAAGUGGAGGGAAAUUGUCGAGUCCCUCAAAGACACUCGCCUUUGGCUAUUUACCUUGAUUUGGGCGACAUUUACUGUAGGCACCUCGGGAGUUAGGUUCUAUCAGUCCACCGUCAUUGCUGAUUUGGGAUUUACGAGCAUUGCCGCCGCUCAAUUGCUGAAUCUACCCAUCACAGUACUGGGGCUCAUCGUCAUUGGAGUGACGGGCGUGUUUGCUGAUAAUGGUCGCUUUCCUCGACCUCUCUAUCCACUGACUUUCCUGGUCAUCAUUCUGGCCUGUUAUUCCGUCAUGGUGGCAUAUCCAAACAAUGGAGGCGUAUACGCUGCGACCAUGAUAGGAAAUGCUGUUACAGCUGCUUGGUUCCCUACCAUGUGGCCAUGGAGGGUGCAGACGACAAGCCGUGCAACCGGUUCUGCUUUCUCUAUAGGCUUUGUCAACUCAUAUGGGCAGAUCGGAGGUGCCAUUGGUCCACAGCUCUUCAGGAGCGCGUAUGCUCCUCGUUACCAGCUGUCCUUUGGUGUUGCAAUGGCUCUUGUUGGGUGUUGCGCCUUUACGACAUUGGUGACCUGGUGGGUUACUCGCGACAUUGAGGUUGAGACUAGACGAUUGAAGCGCCAGAAGGUUGAGGCGGCAAAGAGGGGCGAGACCGUGUUUCAAGAUAUAGCUGCCGAGGAUGAGUUGAGAAAGGCCCGGGCUGUUCCGCAAGGCAUCGAGGAUGCUUAG
This is a messenger RNA of Pestalotiopsis fici W106-1, 1584 nucleotides long. RefSeq lists its product as uncharacterized. The transcript has 8 exons. Lineage: Eukaryota; Fungi; Ascomycota; Sordariomycetes; Amphisphaeriales; Sporocadaceae. The coding region runs from base 1 to 1584 and encodes 527 amino acids. Gene Ontology annotation, cellular component: membrane. Gene Ontology annotation, biological process: transmembrane transport. The record is from RefSeq and is a predicted model, not a curated record. Gene Ontology annotation, molecular function: transmembrane transporter activity.